CCCAUUUCAUCAUUUCUCUUCUCACAACUCUCAUCAGUAUAGUUCAUUCACCAUGACUUCUUCUUCUUCCAAUUACUCCGACAGCAUCCAAAACUACAGAUUCGAUGUAUUCAUCAGUUUCAGAGGUGUUGACAUUCGUAACUCCUUUGUUGAUCAUCUCUACGCUCAUUUCAUCCGAAAGGGUCUUUUUGUCUUUAAGGACGACAAAAGACUCGAGAAAGGAGAAUCCAUUUCAGAACAACUUCUACAAGCGAUUAAAGAUUCACGGAUUUCUAUCAUCGUCUUCUCCGAAAAUUAUGCUUCCUCAUCGUGGUGUCUAGAAGAAAUGGCCGCUAUAUUCGAUUGCAAACAACAGUUGAAGCAAACAGUUUUCCCCGUUUUCUACGAUGUGGAUCCAUCUCAUCUAAGAUAUCAGUGUGGGGUAUACCAAAAUGACUUUGAUUUACACAGACGGAAGAAGUUCAAACACGAUCCAGACAAGAUUCGUCGAUGGGAGACAGCUAUGACGGAUUUGGCCAAUUCAGCUGGUUGGGAUGUCAGGAACAGUGCCACUCACUAGACUGCCCACAUUGUACAACCAGAGAGACUAAGAGAGAGAGGGGGAGACAAAUGUCGUCUAAAAGAAUUCAUAACCCUAAUGUUUGAAGUGCUUCUAAUUCAUAACCCUAAUGUAAGGGUAAGAAAGUAAGCCAGGAUGGGAUUAAAAUUGGAAUUGUUUUAGAAAAAUUUAAAGUGGGUACAAGUAUAGGGACAAGGAUUGGGCAGGUAAGUAUAUACUUAUUCCCAUUUCCAUUCCCGAUUUAACAAAGUGGGUAUUACCUAUACUUGUACUCGUGUACAAUAAAAUUGGAUAUUCAUUGUCAAAGUCAGAAUGAGUUCGAGCAUUAUCCACAUGUACAAGUUUAUUUGCCAUAAUCCUUAGUUACACCAUCAAAGCAAAAUCCAAAACAACAAAUGAAGCAUGAAGCUUUUCCUUCACCAAACUUGUCCUCAUGCACUUGAUCUACUUUUGUAAUAAUGACCAACCCAAACAAAACACAACAACAAGUGCAAGGAGCAAGAAUAUAUCUCAUCUAUGCAUAACACAUACAAGGAACCUGAAUAAUACUAACAUGAUAUACAUUCACAAUUAAACAUCAAUCAUAUAAUACAUACAUAUCCAACAUGCAAAGCACACACAAGGAAAUAAGGAUUCUUGUGAUGUAUGUUCCUAAUUCUACUUGCACGUGCUACCAAACUCAUCAUCACCAAUUACAAGGCAGUCUAAGAGCCACGAAUCACCACACACAAGGUGACCCUCUCUGUGACACCCUUACUACCCCAACACAUAUAUCGAAAU
Molecule: messenger RNA, 1339 nt
Organism: Cajanus cajan (pigeon pea)
Lineage: Eukaryota; Viridiplantae; Streptophyta; Magnoliopsida; Fabales; Fabaceae
Product: toll/interleukin-1 receptor-like protein
Biological process (GO): signal transduction
Source: RefSeq, a predicted model, not a curated record